AUGGCAAAUCAUUCUCAAGAAAGAGAGGCUGUCAGUUUUUCCCUUCCAGAAUUUUUACUCAUUGGGAGGCCACUAAUUCCCCAUCUGUGGAAGGGUGCAAAUUCAGACCUGUAUGUGAUUUGCUCAAAGGGAGAGAAAAUAUAUUCAGGACAAGGAAUUAAAAGUCUGGUGGAUGAAGUGGUCUCUGAGAACAUGAAGCAGCUAGACCAGAUAGAGCACUCACUGCUGGAAGAUUUAAAAGCUCAAGAUAAAACUUUUAAUGAUUACAUCGCCUAUCUAAACAACCUAAUUAAGGAGUUUCAGGAAUUCCUCUCCUCACCAGAUCCAACAAAAUUAACUCUGACACUCUCUUUGGUAGACAUGGAAAUCCAACCAAUACCAGAGUCGACAAAACCGGUAUCACCAGUAUUUACUGCUGGUCAAUAUGGCAAAGAGGAUGUUGUUAAAUUACUGGGUAAAAUAAGUAUUCCAGAGAUAAAACCAGAAAGAAGGAAUAUAAAGCCAAUGGAUAUUCCAUCUAGUCUAACACCAAAGAAACCUACAGGUAAACAGUUAAAAUCUGACAAAAGGAAAUUUAAUGUGAAACAAACACUGUCUCUAUCUUCCUCUGUCACUGAGGUCAGGGAGUUCACAGUACCAGGUGUUGACGAUCUAUUCCAUAUAUCAAUAGAUCAGUCAGACAGACUCUGGGGCAGUGAUAAUGAUGGUAACCUUGUCCAAACAGAUCUAGAGGGGAGUCAGUUACAGAAGAUAGUAACCAGUGGUGAAUUUGGAUACCACACAGUGACACAGGACGGGGAUCUGAUCUUUACAGACACAGACAACAAAGUCAUAAAUAGGGUAACUCUGGAUAUUAAUAUCACUAAAUUCAUUAAAACAGGAGAUUGGGCACCAAUCAGCAUACACUCUUCCCACAUCAAUGGGGACAUACUGGUGGGGAUGAGGAAGGGUAGAGAGGCUAAAUUGACCAGGUACAGCAAGACAGGGAAAGAACUACAGAACAUAGAAAGGGAUAACAAAGGACAGAGACUGUAUAGUGACCCAUACUACAUAACAGAAAACAUCAAUGGAGAUAUCUGUACAUCAGAGAAUGAAAAGGCAGUAGUGGUGGUGAAUAAAUCAGGACAGCACAGAUUCUUCUACAAAGGUCAGGGGUCAGUGUUCCAUCCCUUAGGAAUCUGUAUUGAUGUCCUUGGUCACAUAUUAGUGUGUGAUCUGUACAAUGUUCACCUCCUUGAUCAGGAUGGUCAGUUUUUAUCUCUACUAAUCACACGAGAAACAGGGAUUUAUCCUAUCAGUGUAUGUAUGGAUGAUGAGAACAAUCUUUAUGAAGGAGAUGUCGAUGCCAGAGUUAUAAUGUACAAGUAUCUUCAGUGAUUCUUAUUCUUAAAUCUAACAAUUAUGUGUAUGUCAUUAUUUUUACUUAAAUUAAACAGAAUUAUAUUUAUCAGAGAUUUAAUUUUGCCUAUCUAUUGAUGCAACAGAAUUAUCUAAUGUAAGUUUUAGAAUAAUAGAUAACCAAAUGUGUGAUAAGACCGAAUCACUAGAGAUAAAUGUCAAAUUUUCCUGUUACUUAAUUUUUCUAAAAGGGAUCUUUGCUUCAUGGACUGAUUGUUUAUUUGAAA
Messenger RNA from Saccostrea echinata, 1625 nucleotides. RefSeq lists its product as uncharacterized. The transcript has 2 exons. NCBI's taxonomy places the organism in Eukaryota, Metazoa, Mollusca, Bivalvia, Ostreida, Ostreidae. Bases 1 to 1377 code for a protein of 458 amino acids. The record is from RefSeq and is a predicted model, not a curated record.